Molecule: messenger RNA, 795 nt
Organism: Ustilaginoidea virens
Lineage: Eukaryota; Fungi; Ascomycota; Sordariomycetes; Hypocreales; Clavicipitaceae
Exons: 2
Coding region: 1-795 (264 amino acids)
Cellular component (GO): mRNA cleavage factor complex
Molecular function (GO): mRNA binding
Source: RefSeq, a predicted model, not a curated record
AUGUCUACGAUACCGCCGUCCGCCCUGCAGUCUGCCCAGCCACCCCUGGUCCCUCUGGGGUUCAACUCGAAGCAACCCGAAAAAGUCACGCUUUACCCUCUCUCUAACUAUACGUUUGGCGUCAAAGAGACCCAGCCGGAAGAGGAUCCCUCUGUCAUUGCGCGUUUAAAACGGCUUGAGGAACACUUCAACGAGCAUGGCAUGCGCCGCACGUGCGAAGGCAUUCUUGUUUGCCACGAGCAUAACCACCCUCACAUUCUCAUGCUGCAGAUAGCCAAUGCGUUCUUCAAGCUCCCCGGCGACUACCUCAGGCCCGAAGAUGAGGAGGAGGAAGGCUUCAAGUCUAGGCUAGACGAGAGACUGGCCCCGGUGGGUCGGAUAGGUGAAGGUGAAGAAGCUGGUGAUUGGGAAGUUGGGGAAUGCCUUGCGCAAUGGUGGCGUCCCAACUUCGAGACCUUCAUGUAUCCGUUCAUCCCAGCCCACGUCACUCGGCCCAAGGAAUGCAAGAAGCUGUACUUUAUUCACUUGCCGAAAACCAAGGUUUUGAGCGUCCCUAAAAACAUGAAGCUUCUUGCAGUACCGCUAUUCGAACUAUACGAUAACACCGCCCGUUAUGGUCCACAACUAUCGGCUAUUCCGCACCUUCUCAGUCGUUACAACUUUGAAUUUGUCGACGAGAUUGGCAACGUCGUAGCCAUGACUCCCGGAGUUGCUCCACCCGAUGGCUACGUGCCGAAAACAAAAGUCUUGGCCGGCGACGAUACGGACAUGAAGGAGGAGAAUGGGACGCUGUAG